GAUCCAGUGAAUGCAGCAGUAAAGCGGCUCGAUGAGCUCUGUCACCGGCUGGUUAUCCUUCACUCCUGACAGCAGACACGCCCCGACAGUGUUGUCGUGACACAACACAAUCGUGUAUAUAAUAAUGAGCUCGUGUCUAUAAUAGGCACUCCUUUAAAAACACCCAUGGGGACUCAGGACGCUUCUGGGAGCGGAGAUUGUCUUUUCUGUCAGAUAGCAAACAACCAGACUGGCACAGAAAUCCUGCUGAGUGAUGAUGAGCUGGUUUGUUUUCGUGACGUGAAGCCUGGAGCCACACAUCAUUACCUUGUUAUUCCCAGGACGCACAUUGACAACUGCAAAUCUCUCCAGGGCCACAACAUACCUCUAGUGGAGCAGAUGGAAGAAAUGGGAAGGAGUAUACUGGAGAAGAAUAAAGUCAGUGACCUCGAUGACGUCAGGAUGGGGUUUCAUCUGCCCCCAUUCUCAUCUGUUCCCCACCUUCACCUCCAUGCUCUGGCUCCAGCUAGCAAGAUGAACUUGAGGUCGCAGCUUCGCUACGGGCCGCAGUCUUGCUGGUUCAUCACAGUGGACAAAGUACUUUCUCAGUUGAGGACACACAACAAAGUCACAUGAAGAUAUUCAAAGUGUCUGAAGGUGCUUCUUAGCUGUUUAUCCACCUCACUCAGUGCAAUUUUAAUUCAGUCCAAAAUUCACCUGUUUCUCUUAUUACCUGGAAGUUGACAGACGCGGCUGUGGAGAAAACUGGGGGAACGUCAUCUUUUGGUGGAAGCUGUAAAAGUACAACCUUUGCAAGAACUACUUGAAAUUAUUUAAACAUGCAUGAAGUCCUAUCAACUGUCAUAAUGUGUCAUUGGACCACCAAUGAGGAGAGAAUUAUUUUCUAUUGAAAUAUAAACCUUGAUGACUGCCUUGAAAAUUGAUAACACAUGCCUUCAUAGUUUGAAAACCACAUAAAA
This is a messenger RNA of Thunnus maccoyii (southern bluefin tuna), 959 nucleotides long. RefSeq names its product histidine triad nucleotide-binding protein 3-like. The record is from RefSeq and is a predicted model, not a curated record. Lineage: Eukaryota; Metazoa; Chordata; Actinopteri; Scombriformes; Scombridae. Bases 166 to 615 code for a protein of 149 amino acids. The transcript has 5 exons. Gene Ontology annotation, molecular function: catalytic activity.